GUCGCAAAGCAGAGCAGGGGGCCACAGGUCCACAAGUCAAUGGCCGCCCUCUCAUUUCUUCUCCGAUCUUCAUUGCGUUCACUUUUAAAUUCAAUACUCAUAAACACUCCUUGUCUUCACUGUGUCGUCUUAAUAAACCCUUUUAAUCCGAUCUUAAACGGAUUCCGAUGCAAAAAAAAUGGCAAAUCCUCCUCCAAAAUCCUUCAUAAAGGCGGCAACUCUGUUUCUGUCUCUGUUUCUCUUCUCUCCGCCGUCUGUGGCUGUUGAUUUCUUAACAGCCUCACAAAACCUCACCGGCGCCGCCACUCUGGUGUCGGAGAAAGGGUUUUUCGAACUGGGUUUCUUCAGCCCUAGAAAUUCCACGAAUGUUUACUUGGGAAUUUGGUAUAAAAUCAUCCCAAUACGUACGAUCGUUUGGGUUGCGAACAGAGAAAACCCCAUUGUUGAUUCUUCCGCUGCUGUUCUUAAAAUCAACACUACAACGAAUGUUCUUGUUCUCUUGCAGGAUAACGCCGUUGUUUGGCUUGCAAAUACGUCGAAAUCGGUAGAGAUUCCGAAACUCCAGCUCUUGGACAAUGGAAAUCUGGUGUUGAAGGACGCUAAAUCGGAGGUAAUUUCAUGGCAGAGCUUCGAUUAUCCAACGGAUACAUUACUACCCGGAAUGAAGCUUGGAUGGGACUUCGAAAAUGGAAUCCAACGCCGGUUAUCAGCAUGGAAAAGCUCCGAUGACCCAUCUCCGGGGAGUUUAACCAUGGAAAUGAUGAACACAAACUACCCAGAACCGGCGAUGUGGAAUGGCUCGAAAGAGUUCAUGAGGAGUGGACCAUGGAACGGUCUUCAAUUCAGCGCAAAACCCACCUCGGCCUUACCGAUUUUGGUCUACAGCUACGUAAACAACAAAUCCGAGCUCUCUUACAGCUAUGAACUCAUAAACUCCUCAUUAAUCGGAAGAAUGGUGCUGAAUCAGACGCUGACGAGAAGAGAGGCAUGGAUAUGGUCGGAUUCUGAGAAGAAUUGGAAGCUAUAUGCAACUAUGCCGAGGGAUUACUGCGACACCUACGGGCUUUGUGGAGCGUUUGGGAGCUGCAACAUUGAGCUAACACCAGCUUGUCAAUGUCUACAAGGGUUUCAUCCAAAAGUGCCUGAGAAGUGGAAUUUGAUGGAUUAUGCUGAUGGGUGUGUAAGAAAUAAGCCCUUGAAUUGUUCUUCUACUGAUAAACUUGGGUUUGCGCAGAUUCCUGGGCUGAAAUUGCCUGAUACUCAGCUAACUUGGGUUAAUGAAAGCAUGAGCUUAAACGAGUGUAGAGACAAGUGUUUGAGGAACUGUUCUUGUGUGGCAUUUGCCAAUACUGACAUCAGGGGCUCAGGGAGUGGCUGCGCUAUUUGGCUUGGGGAUCUUAUUGAUAUCAAAGUGGUUCGAAGAGGGGGCCAGGAUUUGUAUGUUAGGAUGCUGGCUUCUGAAUUGGAGACGAAGAAGAAGACGAGCUCGGUUGUCGUCGGCGUUAUCAUCGGAGCGACCGUUCUGGUGAUUGCUGGUCUGGUUUUGAUUGGGUUUUACAUCAUUAGAAGCAAGAGGAGAAGCCUUGAAGGAAUGGGCAAGGAUCUUGGACAGCAAGAAGACUUGGAGCUUCCAUUCUUGGACUUGGCAACUAUAUCCAAUGCCACAGACAAUUUUGCAAGCUACAAUAAGCUCGGAGAAGGUGGCUUCGGUGCAGUUUUUCGGGGUAGGCUUGCAGAUGGACAAGAAAUUGCAGUAAAGAGACUUUCUAGCUAUUCGAGACAAGGAACCGAAGAAUUUAAGAACGAAGUGAUACUCAUCGCCAAACUUCAACAUCGAAAUCUCGUAAAACUUCUCGGUUGUUGCAUCGAAGGAGAGGAAAAGAUGUUGAUUUAUGAGUACAUGCCCAACAAUAGUUUGGACUCCUUCAUAUUUGAUAACGAUAGAAAGAAGCUUUUAGAUUGGUCGAAACGAUUCAAUAUCAUAUGCGGAGUAGCUCGAGGGAUUCUUUACCUUCAUCAAGAUUCGAGAUUGAGAAUUAUACAUAGAGAUUUAAAAGCAAGUAACGUCUUGCUUGAUAUCGAUAUGAAUCCGAAAAUCUCGGAUUUUGGAAUGGCUAGAACGUUUGGAGGGGAUCAAACCGAAGGAAAUACUCGGAGAGUGGUCGGAACGUAUGGGUAUAUGGCACCAGAAUACGCCAUUGACGGACAGUUUUCCAUCAAAUCAGAUGUCUUUAGUUUUGGGAUUUUAUUGUUGGAAAUCGUAAGUGGAAAGAAGAACCGAGGAAUUUUCCGCCCUAACCAAGCUCUCAACCUUAUUGGACACGCAUGGAAGUUGUGGAAUGAAGGAAAACCAUUAGAGUUGGUCGACGCAAGCAUGGGAGAAUCUUAUGCUCUAUCUGAAGUGUUACGAUGCAUUCAUGUUAGUCUUUUGUGCUUGCAACAGCAUCCCGAGGAUAGACCGACCAUGUCGAAUGUGGUAUUAAUGCUAAGUAGUGAGAGUACCUUGGCACAACCGAAACAACCGGGAUUUUACAUGGAAACGGGUCCUGUUGAAGCAUAUUCUCAUUCUAGCAAGAACGAAUCUUCUACUAAUGAAUUAACUAUUACGCUCAUGGAGGCUAGAUAACUAUGUAUUUUCCUCAUAUAGCUCUUUUUCAAUGUUUCAAAUUUGUUGAUAAUCAUGAAUAGAAUAGACAAACGGGUAAAGCUCGUUUGCAAAACGACCCUUAUCUCUUAAAGGGUUCAAAGAAGUCGAGAAUCUAUUUAUAUUUA
Messenger RNA from Cucurbita moschata (crookneck pumpkin), 2772 nucleotides. RefSeq names its product G-type lectin S-receptor-like serine/threonine-protein kinase At4g27290. Gene Ontology annotation, molecular function: ATP binding; protein serine/threonine kinase activity. Gene Ontology annotation, biological process: recognition of pollen; protein phosphorylation. The transcript has 7 exons. The record is from RefSeq and is a predicted model, not a curated record. Lineage: Eukaryota; Viridiplantae; Streptophyta; Magnoliopsida; Cucurbitales; Cucurbitaceae. Bases 179 to 2626 code for a protein of 815 amino acids.